Linum trigynum is the source of this 1539-nucleotide messenger RNA. NCBI's taxonomy places the organism in Eukaryota, Viridiplantae, Streptophyta, Magnoliopsida, Malpighiales, Linaceae. The record is from the annotation of a GenBank genome assembly.
AUGUUGAUCCUCACACCCACUAGUGCCACACUCGCCGCCGCAGUAAUCACCACCACCGUCGUCCUCCUCCUCCUCCUCACUCGCAACCAUUCUUCUCGCUCCAACCUGCCGCCGGGUCCAAAGCCGUGGCCCAUCAUCGGCAACCUCAACCUCAUCGGCCCCCUCCCGCACCGAUCCCUCCACUCCCUCUCCUCCCACUACGGGCCCAUCAUGCGCCUCCGCUUCGGCUCCCACCACGUCAUGGUCGGAUCCUCCGCCGAGGUGGCCAAAUCCAUCCUCCGAACCCACGACCUCGCCUUCGCCGGCCGCCCCGAGACGGCCGCCGGGAAGUACGCCGCCUACGACUACUCCGACAUCACGUGGUCCCCGUACGGGCCCCACUGGCGCCAGGCCCGCCGGAUGUGCGCCGUCGAGCUCUUCAGCGGCAAGCGCCUCGAGUCCUACGAGUACAUCCGGAGGGAAGAGGUGCGGCGGGUCGUGGGCAGCCUGUUCGGGUUGUCGGGCGACCCGGUCAACGUGAAGGACCGUUUGCUGGACCUCAGCCUCAACGUCAUCAGCCGGAUGGUUCUGGGGGAGAAGCACACCGCCGGCGCCGGGGACGAGGAUCUGAAGGAGAUUCUCGAGGAGGCGAUGUUGCUGAACGGGGUUUUGGAUAUCGGGGAUUCGAUCCCGUGGCUGGCGUGGCUGGACCUGCAGGGGUACCGGCGGCGGAUGAAGGCGGUGGCGAGGAGGAUCGACGGGUUUUUGGAGAGGGUUUUGGACGAGCACAACUUGAAGCGGAGGGGGGAAGGUGGCGGUGGUUUGGGGAAGAAGAAGGAUAUGGUGGACGUGUUGUUGGAGCUGGCCGACGAUCCGGAUUUGGAGGUGAAGAUGGAUCGCCGGAGAGUGAAGGCGUUUACUCUGGACAUGAUCGCUGGUGGAACCGAAAGUUCAGCUGUGACAGUAGAAUGGGCAAUCUCAGAACUCUUAAAACACCCAAAAAUCUUCAUCAGAGCAGCAGAAGAACUAGACAGGGUAGUCGGAAAGGAUCGUUGGGUCGAAGAGAAUGACAUACCUAACUUGCCAUACAUCAAUGCGAUUGUCAAAGAGACAAUGCGACUACAUCCUGUGGCACCACUGUUGGUUCCAAGGAUGGUUAGAGAAGACGUCGAGCUUUCUGGAUACCAUAUCGCUAAGGGCACCCGGGUUUUUGUCAACGUUUGGACUAUUGGGAGAGACCCCAACAUCUGGGAUGCUCCCGAGGAGUUCUGGCCAGAGAGGUUCAUCGGAAAGGAUAUCGACGUAAAAGGUCAUGAUUUUGAGUUGUUGCCUUUUGGAGCCGGAAGGAGAAUGUGUCCUGGGUACCCAUUGGGGAUCAAGGUGAUUCAAGUGAGUUUGGCUAAUCUUCUUCAUGGGUUUAAGUGGGAAUUGCCAAGUGGAAUGAAGAGAGAAGAGUUGAAUAUGGAUGAGAUUUUUGGGCUCUCUACCCCUAGGAAAUUCCCACUUGUUGCUGUUGCUCACCCUAGGCUUCCUCUUCAUCUCUACAACAACGGAGUUUGA